This is a messenger RNA of Lactuca sativa (garden lettuce), 2136 nucleotides long. Its product is annotated as zinc finger CCCH domain-containing protein 18. NCBI's taxonomy places the organism in Eukaryota, Viridiplantae, Streptophyta, Magnoliopsida, Asterales, Asteraceae. Gene Ontology annotation, molecular function: metal ion binding; RNA binding. The record is from RefSeq and is a predicted model, not a curated record.
UUAUUAAAAUAUUAGCAACAACAACAAGAGCAAGAGAGAAAGUGAUAUAGAUAUAGACACAUAUAUAGAUAGAGAGAGAAUGUUGUAUCCAAUCAAUCAUGAAGGAGUUUUGAGGCCAUGAGUAGGUGGUUCUUCUGACCUUGUUCUCUGUUCAGAAGGCUAUUAAAUUUGGUUAAAAAAAAUCGAAGAUGGACUUCUCAGAAUCUACAAAAAUCGUAUACGAUAGGAUCCAAAACCUAGAACCCGAAAAAGUCUCAAAGAUUAUCGGGUAUCUCUUGUUACAAGAUCAUGGUGAAGAAGAGAUGAUAAGAUUAGCCUAUGGACCCGAUAAUUUAAUCCACUCUUUAAUCAAUAAAGCAAAAACCCAUCUCAAUUUACCCUCCAAUUCCACUUCUCCAACACCAAUUUCAAAUUCUAUGACGGAUUUGCCCCUAAAGUUCUCGCCUUUCUCUCCUAAUCCCCAAUCUUUAACGCUUUAUCCAUCUUCAUUCCCUGAAGAUUACCACUUCCAAAACCAACUUCAUUUCCUCCAGUUAGACAAUCAGAUUGACCCUUCAAACUGCUCAAUUUACCAUUCUGCCCCUACAUUCUGUCCUAGAAUCAGUCAAAGGUCUCCCGAAUUCCCAAUCAAGAUUUGUCAUUACUUCAUGAAAGGUUGUUGUAGACAUGGAAACAACUGUAGAUACUCUCAUAGUAUUCCCACAUCCGAAACUUUUUCCAUCUUUACCCCUGAGGACGAUAACGUCUUUUCACCUGGGUCACUCAAGAAACUAGAGAUUGAACUCACUGAACUUUUGAAAUCAAGAAAAGGGUACCCUGUUUCCAUAGCUGCUUUACCAUUAUUGUAUUAUGAGAAAUUUGGAAAGACGCUUCAAGCUGAAGGGUAUUUGACCGAAAGUCAAAGACAUGGCAAAGCUGGUUAUAGUUUGACCAAACUUCUUGCUCGCCUCAAGAGAAUAUCUCUCAUCGACAGGCCUCAUGGGCAACAUGCGGUAAUUUUAGCGGAUGAAAUUGCAAAAUAUACGGAUUACAGGGAUAGAAAUGAACAAGGUGGAAUAGUUGCAGGGUCAAGGCAAAUAUAUUUGACUUUUCCUGCUGAAAGUACUUUCACAGAGCAAGAUGUUUCAAACUAUUUCAAAAAAUUUGGUCCUGUUCAUGAUGUGAGAAUUCCAUGUCAGCAAAAGAGAAUGUUUGGUUUUGUUACUUUUGUUUUUGGAGAAACAGUUAAGGAGAUUUUAAAUAAAGGCAAUCCUCAUUUUGUUUGUGGUGCACGAGUUUUGGUCAAACCAUAUCGUGAAAAGUCAAGGGAUGAUAGGAAAAUUGGAGAAAAGUUUCGGCAUAACAUGUACUAUGGACCCCACAGUUUUGAAGCUGAAUCCGAGCUUCAAUUAAUGCACAGAAUAUGUGAUAAUAAUUCAUCGUCAUUAAAGAAACAAAUGAUUUUUGAAGAACAACAAGAGCAUGAACUUGAGUCAGAGAGAUUGCGAUUCUCUGAGAUGCAGUUAUCAGAGGGGCCCACAAAUCGGUUGACAUGUUUUGGGUACUCAUUUGAAGAGUUGCAGUUAUCAGAAGGUCAUAAAGGGCACAUGAAUUUGUCUUCCAUGGAGCGAUUUGGUCAUCUUCUUGAUGUUUUCAACAAUGGAUCCGUUGGGGAUGAAAAAAUUAGGCACAUAAAUACCAAAUGCAAUGAUCAAGAGAACCAGGGAUUGAAUCUUCCGGAUAGUCCAUUUGCAUCUCCAUUAAAGAAUGGAAUAUCAACAGCCACAUGAGUUUUUUUCGAAGGAUUUAGUGAAAAAGGAAUGAAAUAUUCACAAAAUGAUCAUCAAAUACUUUGACGUCAAAGUUUAUAACAAAAAAAGAUUCGGUUUUUAGUGUUUUUAGGGCGACAAACCAUGUUGCAAUGGAUAUAAGGUAUAGAAAAAGUUUACCAAUAUACCCUUUUUAGGUUCUAUAAAGGGUCGAGAAUGAAUACAAGCAAGAAAUAUAGCUUGUUAGUUCUUCUAAUUAUAAGUUUUAGAAAGAAGAAAAGAGUGCAAUUGUAGUGAGGAGUUGAAAGAUCUUUGUGUUUCUUGAAAGAUAUAUACAAAUGUUAUUUAAUAAAAGCUUAGUUUAUAUAAAGUUUCAGUUUUCACGCUA